GGGAACUUGAACCGGUCCAGCCUGUUUAAACCGAAAGGACAGAGAUCCUGUCUGUUCAAUGUAAAAAAAAAAGAAGAAGAAAAAAAUCACAUCAGACCGAGAGAGAGAGAGAGAGAGAGAGAGAGAGAGAGAGAGAGAGAGAGAGAAGANGAGAGAGAGAGAGAGAGAGAGAGAGAGAGAGAGAGAGAGAGAAGAGAGAGAAGAGAGAAAGAAGAGAGAAAUAGAACGAAAGCCCAGAGCAGAGCAAGGUGUAGGAAACCAAAGGGGAGAGAACCCGAGUGAGUGUGUGCGUGUGUGUAUGAGUGUGUGUGAGUGUGUGUGUGUGCGUGUGUGAGUGUGUGUGUGAGUGUGUGAGUGUGUGUGCGUGUGUGUGUGUGUGUGUGCGUGUGCGUGUGUGAGCGCGAGCGAGCGAGUGAGGGAGAGGAGCGAGAGAGUGCGAGCGAGAAAGAAUAAAAGGAAAGAUUUUUCUCUAUGUAUAUAAAGAUGGCCACGUUAGCAAACGGACAGGCUGACAACGCGAGCCUCAGUACCAACGGGCUAGGCAGCAGCCCGGGCAGCGCCGGGCAUAUGAACGGAUUAAGCCACAGCCCGGGGAACCCGUCGACCAUUCCCAUGAAGGACCACGAUGCCAUCAAGCUGUUCAUUGGGCAGAUCCCCCGAAACCUGGAUGAGAAGGACCUCAAGCCCCUCUUCGAGGAGUUCGGCAAGAUCUACGAGCUUACGGUUCUGAAGGACAGGUUCACAGGCAUGCACAAAGGCUGCGCUUUCCUCACCUACUGCGAGCGUGAGUCAGCGCUGAAGGCCCAGAGCGCGCUGCACGAGCAGAAGACCCUGCCCGGGAUGAACCGGCCGAUCCAGGUGAAGCCUGCGGACAGCGAGAGCCGAGGAGGUAGUAGCUGCCUGCGCCAGCCCCCUUCACAUAGAAAACUCUUCGUGGGUAUGCUCAACAAGCAACAAUCUGAGGACGACGUGCGCCGCCUCUUCGAGGCCUUCGGGAACAUCGAGGAGUGCACUAUCCUGCGCGGGCCGGACGGCAACAGCAAGGGGUGCGCCUUUGUGAAAUACUCCUCCCAUGCCGAGGCACAAGCCGCCAUCAACGCUCUACAUGGCAGCCAGACCAUGCCUGGAGCCUCCUCCAGCCUGGUGGUCAAGUUUGCAGACACUGACAAGGAGCGCACAAUGCGACGGAUGCAGCAGAUGGCUGGCCAGAUGGGCAUGUUCAACCCCAUGGCCAUCCCCUUCGGAGCCUAUGGCGCCUACGCUCAGGCACUGAUGCAGCAGCAAGCAGCCCUCAUGGCAUCGGUCGCACAAGGAGGCUACCUGAAUCCCAUGGCUGCCUUCGCUGCCGCCCAGAUGCAGCAGAUGGCGGCCCUCAACAUGAAUGGCCUGGCAGCCGCACCUAUGACCCCAACCUCAGGUGGCAGCACCCCUCCAGGCAUCACUGCACCAGCUGUGCCUAGCAUCCCGUCCCCCAUCGGGGUGAACGGCUUCACCGGCCUCCCCCCUCAGGCCAAUGGGCAGCCCGCUGCGGAAGCUGUGUUUGCCAAUGGCAUUCACCCCUACCCAGCACAGAGCCCCACCGCAGCCGACCCCCUGCAGCAGGCCUACGCUGGAGUGCAGCAGUAUGCAGGACCUGCCUACCCUGCUGCCUAUGGACAGAUUAGCCAGGCCUUUCCUCAGCCACCGCCAAUGAUUCCCCAGCAACAGAGAGAAGGGCCCGAGGGCUGUAACCUGCUCAUCUACCAUCUGCCCCAGGAGUUUGGGGACGCUGAGCUGAUGCAGAUGUUCCUCCCUUUCGGUAAUGUCAUCUCCUCGAAAGUGUUUGUGGAUCGGGCGACUAACCAAAGUAAAUGCUUUGGCCGGCACCCCGUGCCCUCCCGCUGCCAGGCCCCCUCCUGUCAGGGAGGACAGUGUGCAAUAAGCUCCUCCGCCCGCAGGCUUCGUGAGCUUCGACAACCCGGCCAGCGCACAGACCGCCAUCCAGGCCAUGAACGGCUUCCAGAUAGGCAUGAAGAGGCUCAAGGUGCAGCUGAAGCGGCCCAAAGACGCCAAUCGCCCUUACUGAGCGCCGGCGGGAGCGUCCCCCGGGGGAGACCAGGACUCGCACAGGGCAGGAUGCUGAACGGGCUACAUUAAAAACAAACCUCUUUCUCUCUCUAUUUAUAAAUGAGAACUGUUGGACGACACCUUUGACAUAUCAGCCAAUACCAAUCAAGCUGACGACUCCAGACACUCCGUGUGACUGUAACAUUUCUUCAAGGAAAGUAUAGCGUCUAUGGAGUGCAGAGGGCACGUGUUUGGGGAAAAAUAUACAUGGGAUAAAGAUGACGACGAAGAAGAAAAAUGAUAUAAGACAAACAAACAAAAAACCCGCGACUUUAAAUGAAAUAACGUGAGCCCAGAUGGGGAAGCUGAAGGGCUGGGCACUAGGAGGGGAUGCUGCUGCCAACUGAUCCUGGGGCUUUUCCUGCCCGUAGGCGCCUGAGGCAGGCAGGGGCAAGUGUACAAUGGGGCCUAGUCCCCAGCAGGCGGCUGGGAGGCCGCCACUGAGCAUCUCUUAUUUGUCAUUCCUUUAGCUAUUUAGGGACCAAAGGACCAAACUUUUUAUUGCAGAUGUGUAGCUCUGUCAAUUAGAGGUGGAAUGGAGACCAACCUCCUUCCUGCCUCCUGGCUGUUCUUGAAACAGCUUAGAGCGAUUCUAUGAAAAUGUAAUAAAAAAUAAAAAUAAAAAAAAAUAAAUAAAAAGAACAAAAAAACAAGGAAAAAAAUAAUGCUUCAACGCUUUUAAAACAGCAAGAUGCUAGUUCUUUGAUACUUUGAGAGGCGCUUUGAUUACCCCGAUUGAAGUCUCUGAAACUUUCCUACGGUUUUCUGUAUUAUAUGUCUGGAUGGAGCUGUUUAGAUAAAUUGAUUGGUGGAUAUUUGGGGAAAGCAACAAAGAUAUUACGUCAUUAACCAUGAAGA
This is a messenger RNA of Mus pahari (shrew mouse), 2964 nucleotides long. RefSeq names its product CUGBP Elav-like family member 4 (gene Celf4). The transcript is spliced from 14 exons. Gene Ontology annotation, biological process: mRNA splice site recognition; regulation of alternative mRNA splicing, via spliceosome. Gene Ontology annotation, cellular component: nucleus; cytoplasm; ribonucleoprotein complex. Gene Ontology annotation, molecular function: mRNA binding. Lineage: Eukaryota; Metazoa; Chordata; Mammalia; Rodentia; Muridae. Bases 472 to 2136 code for a protein of 554 amino acids. The record is from RefSeq and is a predicted model, not a curated record.